This is a messenger RNA of Nematostella vectensis (starlet sea anemone), 1906 nucleotides long. RefSeq lists its product as uncharacterized. Gene Ontology annotation, molecular function: iron ion binding; oxidoreductase activity, acting on paired donors, with incorporation or reduction of molecular oxygen; L-ascorbic acid binding. NCBI's taxonomy places the organism in Eukaryota, Metazoa, Cnidaria, Anthozoa, Actiniaria, Edwardsiidae. The record is from RefSeq and is a predicted model, not a curated record.
GGCACCCUGUGGAACAGAACGCCUUGCAUUUCUUCCCUUUUACAAUGCCAUACCGAGCUUUCCAGCUAUCACUUGCCGCGUCUCUGUUCUAAAGCGAAAGAUCAGAGGAUGAUUUUGCUAAGUAGAAAUAAUGUGUGCAACAUUCCCAGCUUGCUUUUACUUCUAUUGCUAGUACCCAGUGCAGAAAAUAUAAGCUUACGGGUAUUUGAUCAUCUUCUAUCGCAAACGGAACUGAAAUCCGCCGAGAAACUAUUCACACGUAACGAAACAAAAUGGAAGUUCGAGGAUAUUUACCAAAGCAAAGGGGGAGACGAACGUACUCAUUUCUGGACAUCCCUAUUGGAUCUCGACGAGUUUUUGCAAAGUUCUAUUUGGCGCGUUAUCCAUGAAGGCAUUUGCAUGCGUUUCCACUGCAAUUAUGAGUUUCAGCCUUACAAAGUCGAGGCACAAAUAUCGUCACGUGGAGACGCCAUCAAAAAUAUGAAUUCUUGUACAGGUUUUGUCAAGAACAGUGAUUCGGAUUUCCAUGUGAUCUUAUUCCUUGUCGAUGAAAACUGGAAGAAGAAUGAUUAUGGGGAGCUUGUUGUUUACGGUAGUAAUGGCGAAAUAAUACAAGGGAUUCAUGCAAUCAGAGGUCGUGUUGUUGUUAUCCCUUGUGGGUAUCGUUUUACCCUCAAACCACCAGGUAUGGCGAACUCACUUAGACAUCGCACCUUGAAAAUACAAGCCUCUACAUCCAAAAAUCCCUUGCAUAGCCCGCGAAAUUCCACAGAUAAAGUUCAAAAUUUAAAACGACAAGAAAAUAUCCAAAUGUUUUGGUAUUUACCAAGGGAAGUGAAACAUAGAGAUGUACCUAUUGAGGCAUAUAUUACUAGAAAGUACUCAACAAAAGAUGGAAAACCAGUGGUUGUGUUUGACAACUUUCUUCCAGACACUCUGGUGAAAUCUUUAGAAUUGACUAUCAACGAGGGAGAAUACUCAGACUUCCCCCCUGAGAUAGGAAGCACUGAUAAUGUUCCUUGGAUCUUGCCGUAUGAGGUUGAAUUUCUGGUCAAAACCUUUGUCCAACAAUUACUCAGUUAUGUAACAGGCAAAAAGGGCUAUUAUCCUUAUGAUGUUUCAUGUAACGCCAUACGCAGCUUUGAUCACACUACAAUACAUACCGAUUGUGGCAGUCGUGAAAAUGAGUUUACUGUUUUGAUAUAUCUGAACAGGAAUUGGGCAGAAAACAGUCAUGGGGAGACAGUGUUUUUUGCUGAUAAUACCAGCUCAGAGAUCGUGUGUGCUGUAAAGCCUAAACUUGGAAGAGUAGCUAUUUUCCAUGGCCAUAUACCACACUGUGCAAGACCACCUGUUUCAACAUUCUUUGGUGUGCGAUACACUCUAGCUAUAAAGACUGCUCCCUCCAAAGCAAUUGCAGAAAAGAAACUUCUGGAUAUGGACUUGGAUCCACUUUACCAAGCAUUAGUGGUGGUCAGCGAAGAACAAGCUAGGAAUAUCAAGCAGUUUAUUAAUGAAGCUAAGGAAGGGAGGAAAACACAUAAGGACAUAGAGCAGGAGGCUUUGAAAUAUGAGAAGCUAAUGGAGGAGACUUAAAUAAUGAUAGCUGUAGGUUAAUUCAUAUAGUAUUUAUACUUACUUAUAAUUUAUAAUGUAAAUUAUUUCACUUUGUGUACAUUAUACCAAGGAUCAUUAACAAGUUCAUGGUAUGACAAUACAACAGUAUAAGUAUUAGUAAUAAUAGAAUAUAGUAUAAAUAGUCAUGAGGUUAGGGCACAAAAAGAACACUUCCCUUUUUUUUGCUACUUAGUAUUUUUGUACCUUACCCUAAAAUGUGCCGACCAUUGUUUAGAAAACCUUGCGCUUGUCUAAUAACGGAACAAUAAAUCUGUAUGGUUAUUUCAUA